CUUUGACCUUUGCCUCUUGCUUCACUUGAUAAUUCAUGCUGAAUUGUGUGAACCUGCUCAUAAGGAAUUUGAAACGCUCGACCUUUCGAAAUAUGUCCACGGUUACUAAAUCUUCUCCAUCCGACGCCAACUCGAAUAACAGUCGAAGACCUCGAAACCCAUGGAAUGACCAUGUCCCACGACCACGAAAAGGAUUUGGAAAGAAUAUCAAUGAUACAGGAAGGAGCAGGCCAACCCAUUUUCUUUGCCUUCCCUUAGUAAAGGACAUCAUCCAGACUUGCAAGAUAAAAUGACAAAAUUUCAAUCAUCCUUGCUUGAAGGUUCAGUCGAUGGACUGGAUCCAUCCAUAUUGAUCAAACCUCGGAGACUACACUUUACUCUAGGUGUAAUGAGCCUUUCGCCUCAAUCCUCCAUUUCUAGUCAAAGUUCAACAACCGUUGAAUCCGCGUUGACGCUCCUACGAUCCCUGCAACCUCAAUUGACCGAAUUAUGUGCAGUCGGCAAAAGCGGAACUCUCCAGGCUUCUUUGGAAAGAUUGGGUGCAUUUGAAUCAAAGGACGGGGCUAGAGUGAUGUGGGUCAGUCCAAGAGAGAAUGAAGGAUGGCCAGAAUCUGAAGAGGAGUUGGAGGAACGGGUGAAGCUUGUGCGUGUUGCCGACAUGGUUCAUCGGGCGUUCAAGGACGCAGAAUAUAUCACUGAAACCAGGCCACUCAAACUUCACUGUACGCUCAUCAACACCAGUUACCGAAAACCGUUCAGCAGAAAGCCACAGCUCUUCUCCUUCACCGAUGUACUCGCUUCCAAUACCUUAUCAGAAUUUCGCCCGAAUGGAUAUUCCACACAGGCCACUUCCGUAUCAUCACCUUCAGAGUCAUCCCCUGAUAGAACGACUCGAGUCGCCCUUGGAACGUAUACUAUUCCCGAAAUACAGUUGUGCGCAAUGGGAAGCCAUGGGCCUGAGGAUGAAUAUGUUAGCUUGGGAAGUGUUAAGUUCAAUGCCGAUGUCGCUCGUGGUGAAUGAGUAGUCGAAAAUGAAUCCACAAUAAACACUGUGACAACCAGAAUUGGUUUUUUGCUUAACUGAACCGUUUUGGCUGUUCACAGAGGCAGUUUUGCAUCCACCAUGCGCUAAUCCAAAGUCGAAGUCAAGCUAUUCACCUUACUAACAGUCUGUAUUAAUCAAAUUGAGGCCCAGACAUAGGCUUGAAAUCCAUUGGUAGUAAUGUGAACUGUACAACUUGAACUGUCACGAAGCGGCAGAGGCAGAGUGACUAAGCAAGGCAGUGAGGC
This is a messenger RNA of Lentinula edodes (shiitake mushroom), 1290 nucleotides long. Its product is annotated as kinase A anchor protein. The transcript has 7 exons. The record is from RefSeq and is a predicted model, not a curated record. Bases 290 to 1021 code for a protein of 243 amino acids. Lineage: Eukaryota; Fungi; Basidiomycota; Agaricomycetes; Agaricales; Omphalotaceae. Gene Ontology annotation, cellular component: nucleus. Gene Ontology annotation, biological process: regulation of DNA-templated transcription; DNA alkylation repair.